CAAUUCUCACAAAACAAACACCUUCAUCCCAAACAUUCAAACCUCCUCAUCUUCUUUGCUAACUUCUUUCAGUGUCAUUUCUUUUUUCAAUUGCUCUCUCAUAAAAUGGCAAAAAAUGUAGCUGGGUCCCCUCUGGAGAGGAAUAGCCUGGCUUCUCUAGACCAAAAGCUGGCCAUGGCCAAGCGCUGUUCUCAUGAGGGUGUAAUAGCAGGAGCUAAGGCAGCAGUUAUUGCUAGUAUUGCCACUGCCAUUCCAACUGUAAGACUUCUUUCUCAUUACUGUCACAGUUUUUUUCAAAGAUACAACCAUUCUUUAGCAAUCUGUUUCUUAGAAUGGUUAUUCUCAAAGAUACAUAAAGUGCUUGUAAACCCCCAAGUAUUUCAUUUUGGGUUGAAAUCCUCUCAUUUACUCACUCACACAAUGCCUUUUAUGCAGGUGGCUAGUGCGAGGAUGCUGCCUUGGGCAAGGGCCAAUCUCAAUCACACUGCUCAAGCCCUCAUAAUCUCCACAGUGGCAGGAGCUGCAUAUUUCAUAGUGGCUGACAAGACAGUCUUGGCCACCGCUAGGAGGAACUCCUUCCAGCAACUCUCUAAGAAUGAUGUAUAAAUCCCAAUCACUCUUAUGGCUUUACACUAUUGUUGUAAGCCACUUUAUUAUGUAAACAACCCGUCAUCUGAAUAAAUAAAUACAGAUAGGGUUCCAUUUUAAGAGCAGUCUGUAUUCAAUGAUCAGCUUAUCUGAAUGGAAAUUGUCUUUGAUUUACACA
Molecule: messenger RNA, 766 nt
Organism: Juglans regia (Persian walnut)
Lineage: Eukaryota; Viridiplantae; Streptophyta; Magnoliopsida; Fagales; Juglandaceae
Product: early nodulin-93-like
Exons: 3
Coding region: 106-606 (166 amino acids)
Source: RefSeq, a predicted model, not a curated record